UAAAUAAGAAAAAACUUUUUAAUCUCUCUCUAGAGAAAAGAAAGUCAUCAUCAACUUUCUCUCUCUAACUAUCCUCGGCCUCUCUCUCCUUGGUGUCAUUGGGUAUUAUCAUCAUCAAACUCGUUACAACAACUCACAGAGUCAUACAAUUCUACCCGCCAAUAAUAAAAAGGAAGCUCCUUUUCAAACUUUAUAAAACCCAAUCUAGGGUUUCUCCUCUCGAUCUUCUUCUAGGGUUUCUCCUCAAUGGAUGUGGAUGUUCCGGUUAACGGCAACGGAGGAGAACCAAUGUCUCCUCCUCCUCUUCCUGCGAAAAAGCGACGCUUUAACGAAGAUAUGAACAGAGUGGCGGAGAUUGUGCUGGUUUUGUCGGCGCUGGGGAGGAUGCGAGGAGGGAAAGCCCCGACGGAGAUGGAACUCGAGCUGAUGGUCGAAGCUAGGUCGAAGCUAGCGGAGAUGUGUCAAGAGUUCACUCCUAAGGAUAUCAUCGGGGGCGGUGAUGUUAGAGGUGUGAUUGAAGAUCUGGGUUUGAAUCGUAAUGGCCAGAGAUUAGGUUUCCGAGCUCCUGAGAUCAGUAUCUCCGAGAAGCUGUCUCUUGGCAAAAGAAAGAUGGAAGAAGCAAAACAGUUUCUGACGCCUAUGGUAUCUCACUUGUCACGGCCUAACAAUGGUGUUGCGUCUCCAGGUCUUGGUAAGAGUGUUUCUGUGGCUAAUAAGUGCACUAGUGGUGAAGGUACUGCUGUUAAUCCAGCUGGGAGCCAUCUCAGGCCUAAGAUGGUGCUUAAUGGUGCUGCUCCUCAGGGCACUGGUGUUCCUGCAAAUUACUAUGCUGGAUCCUGGUCUACCCAACCUCAAUCAACCAUAUCACUCGUUUCUGCACCAAGUAAGAAGGUGCCUAUUCAAAGUUCUGUCAGGGUAAGAGAUCCAACCUCUAGGCCAGUCAUGUCUCAAGCUCCACAUGGUACAUUCCCCGUCACAAAUCAGCCGAUGCAGGGAGUGCAAUACGGUCAGACUUCUUCGUUUCAAAACAACCAUAGUGUAGUCGCUAAGAUAGUCCAUAAUGUUCUGCAUCCACGGGUCAAACAGUCUCCUGUGUGGAUUCCACCGUCCAGAGAUUACAUGAGCAGCGCGAUGACAUGCCAGAUGUGUGAAGUUACCAUCAUUGAAGUGGAGACUGUACUGAUUUGUGACGCCUGUGAAAAAGCAUACCACUUGAAAUGUCUGAAGGCGAACAAUUUGAAAGGGGUUCCAAAAUCUGAAUGGCAUUGCUCAAAGUGUGUGCAUGCAGCCAAUGGGAAGCCAUUCCCUCCUAAAUACGGCCGUGCUGUUAAUACGGCUAGUGCAAAGAAGGUUGGUUCAGUGGAUACGAAGGUUAAUCUACAGAAACCAAUUGUAACUACGGGUCCCAGAGUACAAAAUGUUCCUGGCUUUGUUGCUGGAGCAGCAACUACAUCUCGUUCUGUGACUGCUAGUGUGAAUGCAAAUACAACUGCAAUGACCACUAACACUGGGACACAAAGCUUUAAGGAUAGUCUUAUCCGUUGUAGUAAUUCUCCAGCACUGGCAUCUCUUACCAAGACUCCAAAUCGUACAGCGAUUGCAAAUAAAAGUACUGGGAUAAACAAUGGCUUCAUAUCAAAAACUCUGAAACCAGGUGGCACUAUGAGUAGUAGCACUUCUCCAUUGCCUGUUGGUAACCUGGUUCCUGUGAAUGCAAUCUCAAACGCUACUUUGAGUGCGCCAGUAACUUGUAGCCUUGUAGCAGAAGCCCCAUCAGUUACCGGAAAUGGAGACAGCAGCUCAAGCGCCUCUGGUGCUGCUGACCAAUCUAUGCGAAAAACGGAGCUUACAACUCAAGCGCAGGCAUUGACCGUUACUUCAAGUGGCAAUUCUCAACCGGAAGUGUCACAAUCUGAGACUGCAAAACCAACUGAAGAUGCAGCUAUAGGUCAAUCAUUAAAAGCUGAUGAUGGACUCCAAGCUCCUAUGGAAAAUGUUUCUAGGUGUGAGAGUCCAUCAGAGUCUCUGAAUGAUAAAACAACGCCAGUGAACGGCCAAGAAUCAAGCAAGGAUGCCACUGAGGAAGUUGCUUCUGAAACUUGCCAGAACCACUCAACAGAAACCCCAACGGCAGUUGAAUCAGAUCAUGACUUGAAGAUGACUGCCGAACCAUCCAUGCCAAAAGAGAAUCCAGCUUACCAGACAGAGGAAACAGCGUCCCAGCCUCCUUCAGUGUCAUCUAACUGUCAGUCACAAACCGAGAAGGAAACAGCAAAUGCUCGAGAUACUGUACAGAAUGCCCCGGGAGAUUCGCAAGAAGGCAAAGUGUUGAAUGGUUUAGAUGCUAGACAUAAUGAACAGCCUUCAGAUCCUUAGUUUGAUAAAUGAGAUUCGAUUAAGGAAGCAAACGCUGCGUAAAAUUUUUGAGCAAUUAACAUGGGCUCAAACUUCACCAGCAACUGUUAUCUUCUUUCAACUUUAGUUGUCGAUGAUAUAAAAGUGAACAAAAAAAGUUGUCGAUGAUAGGAAUAUACAUCUCAUCUGUUAGGUAAAAGCAGAGGAAUGCUCAGAACAUUUGGAGCAAUGAACUUGCGAAAGCAAUAGCAAUAAUAGAUAUGAUGGUUUUGAUAUAA
Molecule: messenger RNA, 2633 nt
Organism: Raphanus sativus (radish)
Lineage: Eukaryota; Viridiplantae; Streptophyta; Magnoliopsida; Brassicales; Brassicaceae
Product: PHD finger protein At3g20280
Exons: 4
Coding region: 247-2376 (709 amino acids)
Source: RefSeq, a predicted model, not a curated record